Strongylus vulgaris is the source of this 270-nucleotide messenger RNA. NCBI's taxonomy places the organism in Eukaryota, Metazoa, Nematoda, Chromadorea, Rhabditida, Strongylidae. The record is from the annotation of a GenBank genome assembly.
AUGACCACGGCACGGUGCUGGUCAGUAGCCGAUCGCCUGCUGACUCAGCACCUCAUGUUCAAGCCGGACGGCUGCCUGUCCGGCCGACCACCGCUGCAACCACAGUAUGACGCAGCCCCCGUAGAGUGUCGUCGGAUCAAUAGCACCGGCCGACACAAUCGGCAUCGGCCAGUGGCUUUUGAGAAGAUGAUUUGGAAGGUGAUGAAGCGGUCGAAAUCAUGGCGGGGAAUAAGCCCUUUGGGUUAUUUUUGGCACUGGCAGAAGCUUUAG